Molecule: messenger RNA, 1773 nt
Organism: Suillus plorans
Lineage: Eukaryota; Fungi; Basidiomycota; Agaricomycetes; Boletales; Suillaceae
Product: heterokaryon incompatibility protein-domain-containing protein
Exons: 3
Coding region: 1-1773 (590 amino acids)
Source: RefSeq, a predicted model, not a curated record
AUGUUUCGGAUCCCAGAUGGACAAUCUUCUGUAGAGAGUUUUUAUACCGCACGGGGUGACGGAGAAGACGACCUUCCACCUGGAAGCGUGAGCAAACAGCAAGUCAAGCAGGCAAUUCAAGAUAUCGCAGAUUCAAUACUUCGUGACAUGCCCCUCCGGUUGCUGAAUACCGAAGAUGGAAAAAUCUAUGCUCGCUCCGCUCUCAUCACGAAAUUCGAAGAGUCAAAUAUAUUUCGCUGGCUUCUCCACCUCACAACCACCAGGUCUGCUCUGGAAGAAAAGCAGUACAUCCUUAAAGUGGUCAAACCCUUCUUUGAAUAUACCAUGCUCUCUCACAGGUGGGAGGGCGACGAACCUGGCUUCAGAGAUAUCCCGCAAGAGGGGGUCUAUACACUUUCUACAUCGAGAUUCGACAAAGUUCGUAAUCUCUGCGACAAGGCGCGCAGUCGUGGAUUUCGCUGGACAUGGAUCGACACAUGCUGCAUUGAUCAGGGGAGCAGCGCCGAAGUACAGAAGUCCAUCUCGUCCAUGUUCUCAUGGUAUCGCGGGUCGGCACUGACGAUCAUCUACCUCUCUGAUGUCGUGGAAUCCAGCAAUCAAGCACUUUUACUGAGCGAGUGGUUCCGGAGAGGUUGGACUCUUCAGGAACUGCUUGCCGCCAAGGUCAUUCGGCUCUACAAGAAGGACUGGACUCCAUUUUCCCCAGAAUCCAACCACAAGAACGUUGCUGAGAUCCUGGUUGCGUUAGAAUCUGCAACUGGGAUACAGAGAAGUUACCUCAAGUUCUAUUCCCCAAGUGUCGAGCACCCUCGAAUGAAGCUUAGAUGGGCUCGGAAUAGAGUGACCAAGGAGAAGGAAGACGAAGCGUAUUGCUUGAUGGGAAUCUUCGGAUUCACUAUGUCAGUUACCUACGGAGAGGGUGAUCAGGCAUUCUCUCGACUUUUGAUGGAGAUCAUGAGGCGCACGGGAGAUGCGACUCUCCUCGACUGGAUUGGGCAGCCUUCCACUUUGAACACUUGCCUUCCUUCCUCCCCGAGUUGUUUCUCGAACGCUCCUUUCGCAACUAUGGAAAUGUGUUUCGACACCCUCCCUCACCCUGUUUUGAGCUUUGCGUUGGCUGCUCAGGUCGUCUAUGUGUUUAAAAAGGCUAUCCGCAGGGCAAGAAACUCGUCUCGUGUCCGGAAUGGUCCUAACACAGGUCAGGAGCUAAGCGUUGAGAUGUCCGACGACGAUGGCGCACCACGCAUUGCAAAGACCACAAGCAGUCAGAGCAUUUUUUCGCUCGGACGGUCUACAAGCUUUCCGUUUGAAGGGAGCGAGAUGAUACCCCUUGCCAGACUGCUUGAGAAGCCCCCACGGCCAUACACUCUUAACGCUGAAAUUCACAUUACUGUGCCGUGCUUUGUGCAUGAAGUACUGUCGCUUUACUUCACACCGGUCUCGGGGUCAUACUCUUGUUGUGCAGAUGGCAUCCGACCAUUCAGUCUUGUCACCUCCGAGAAUUUGGAAAUAUUUACACCUGACCACCAUUCCUCAUCUCGUUAUCUGCUGGCACGAACCUGGGAUCCACGACUGUCUUAUGACUCUUCACAUGUAUACCACAUUACCAUGCCGCUGCUUCGUCAACGACUCAAGAACCAAUUCUUUGCGAUCCUGCUAGAACGUCUUCGCGAUGGCCGGUUCAGAAGAGUAUUCACAGGAGAACGUAUUGUUGCGGAGCUUGAGCGAUUUCCCCCGCAAACGUACGGAGUACGGUUUCUUCAUCUUCAGUGA